GUCUGUGUGUGUGUGUGUGUCUCUCUCUCUCUCUCGCGCGCCCACUCGCGGUAAAAGUUCCGUCUGGGCCGUCGAGCGGUUCACACGUCUUCCGACGGAAGAUAAGUUUUUGAUCCUGCGGGAUUGCAUCAUCCCUCGCGUUACCGGGCCAUUGCAUCGUUCAAUUCACUACAGUCCAAGCAAUAAGUCUAUUGGUUCGACGUGGCCGUGUCGGCUCAGUGUCUGUGAGCCGGGAGCCAAUAACCAGAGAAGAAGGAAGAAGCCCACUCGCGGUCUCGCUGCGGCACUGGGAUCUCGCGUAGCCGCGUAACGAAUACGCGUGGGAAAGGAUCAAAGUAGCGUAACGCAUUCUUUUCAAAAUGGAUAACAAUAACAAGGGUACCGGGAGAGGACGCGGUAGUGCCCUGUUAGAGAUGAUGAGGGAAGCGCAACAGACAUCAGCGCAACAGACAUCAGCGCAAAAUGUACAGACAUCAGGAUAUUUAAGCUCUCCAAGCUUAGGCAGCUCAAGUAGUAGUUCAGGUCGCGGACGUGCGCAAUUAGUUAGUAUGUUAAGAUCAAUGAGUAGCAGUGACUCGGAUUCCAGGGAAUCCUCCACAGCAAUGAGUCACGGUCGAGGCUCUCUCGCAACCAUGAUAAAGAAACUUGGCAAACCAGGUACUUCUGCGCAAGAAAUUGCUGAAAAGGAUGAUUCUGAGGGAGUUUUAGGAAGACUGGCUGACAUCUCCGUCUAUGAUAAUCCGCCUGCAUCCGAGCUACCGUCUUCGGAAGAAGUCGCGCCUAUAUGUCGACAAGGCGAAAGUGGAACGAAAGUAACCAUGUUCGCCAAUUAUAUAGAUCUGAAAAUGGAUCCUGAGAAAGGUCUAUUUCAAUACGAGGUUAAAUUUUCGCCGGACAUAGAUUCAAUAGGCUUACGUCGCAAGCUACUUAAUCAACACUCUGUUGCUUUAGGACGAAAAACGUUUGAUGGGGCAAUCAUGUUUUUACCAACAAGAUUGCCACAGACCAUUUCGCAUUACAAAUCGGAACAUCCAAUGGACGGCUCGGAAAUAACUCUUACAAUUAUUUUCAAAAAAAAACAAUCGAUGAGUGAUAAUAUUCAAUUUUUCAACAUUUUGUUUAAUCGCAUCAUGCGCUCUCUCAAUUUAGUUCGUAUUGGUCGACAAAAUUUCAACCCAAAAUGUGCGCACGUUUUGCAUCAACAUCGAUUAGAAGUGUGGCCUGGUUACGUUACUGCCGUAAAUGAGUACGAGGGUGGUGUAAAAUUGUGUUUAGAUGCUAGACAUCGAGUGAUGCGGACAGAGACUGUACGAGAUUUAAUAGGAGAGAUUUAUAACAAAUCAAGACAUAAUUAUAAAGAUGCUGUAAUAAGUGAGAUAGUUGGUACGAGUGUACUGACGCGAUAUAAUAAUAGGACAUAUCGUAUAGACGAUAUUGCGUGGGACAAGACACCAAAAUAUAAGUUCCUUAAAGGUGAUAAAGAAAUAUCUUUGAUCGAUUAUUACAUGUCGCAGUGGAAUAUUAAGAUCGAAGACGAUAAUCAGCCGCUUUUAGUACAUCGCGAUACAGUUAGGACACCAACUGGCGAGAAGGAGGAAAAAGUAAUUCUUCUGGUACCGGAAUUGAGCUAUGCAGCAGGUCUUACUGAUAAUAUUCGCAAUAAUUAUUCUACAAUGAAAGACUUGAGCGUCGUUACGAAAAUGUCGCCUGUCCAACGACGACAGGUGAUUCUGCGAUUUAUAGAAGAGGUGGAAAAGAAUGAAAUACCUCGGCAAAUAUUAGCAGAAUGGGGUUUAAGUUUAAGUCGGGAUAUAGUUCAAUUUAGUGCACGAAAACUCGGCCCGGAGACUAUACGUUUUGGAGGAAACAAGACGUAUCAGUCAAAUGAUAGACCUGCAGACUGGAGUGCUGCCGCAGUAAAAAAUCCCAUGUUACGCGCUCCUAAUUUAUCCGUAUGGCAUAUUUUGUACUUUACGAGGAAUGAAACGUGUGUAAAAGAUUUCUUAGCAAUGCUUCUGAACAGUGUUUCAAGAUCGGUGAAUAUGCAAAUUCGUGAUCCCUGUAAGAUUCCUUUAAGGGAUGACAAAACCGAUACUUAUUUGAGGGAAGUUCAAAAGAGCAUCAGCAAUGAUACCGAAUUAGUAGUCAUCGUGUUUCCGACCAACCGCACAGAUCGCUAUUCUGCAAUAAAGAAACUGUGCUGUGUACAGAAAGCUGUACCAUCGCAAGUAAUCAUCUCAAAAACAAUUGAUAAGCCUCCUAAAUUGAAAAGUGUCACAGAAAAGAUAGCACUUCAAAUAAAUUGCAAAUUAGGAGGAGCACUUUGGACCGUAACUCUGCCGUUGCAAAACGUUAUGAUCUGCGGUAUAGACGUUUAUCACGCUGGUACAGGAAGCGGUUCAAAAAAAAGUGUUGCGGGAUUUGUCGCUUCUUUAGAUGCGCAAUUGAGCAAAUGGCAUAGCAAAGUUUGCAUGCAGGCCUCUAAGCAAGAAUUGAUGGACAUGCUCCAAGUGUGCCUUACUUCGGCUAUUGGUGCAUAUUACAAGCACAACGGAUGUAAUCCAGAGCGUAUAAUGAUAUAUCGCGAUGGAGUUGGUGACGGAGACCUGGAUUAUGUCGAAAAGUAUGAAGUAAAGCAGCUAUUGUCGACAUUUAAUCGCAUUGCGCCCGGUUAUAAGCCACAACUCAGCGUAAUUAUCGUUCAAAAGCGUAUCAAUACGCGGCUAUUCGUCAAAGGACCAAGGGGAGAUUUAGAAAAUCCUGGACCAGGAACCGUUGUCGAUUCUUGCAUAACGAGGCGAAAUCAUUACGACUUCUUUCUCGUGCCGCAAAAUGUGCGGCAGGGUACGGUAACUCCCACUCAUUACAUCGUUAUUCAUGAUUCGUCCAAUAUGAAAACGGACCACAUGCAACGGCUCACGUAUAAACUUUGUCACUUGUAUUACAACUGGCCCGGUACGAUUCGUGUGCCUGCUCCUUGUCAAUAUGCACACAAACUUGUGUCCCUGGUCGGUCAAAAUCUUAUGGCCGAACCACAUCAAGCUCACUCGAAUACUUUAUUCUAUCUGUAACUUCUUCACAGUUAUCCAAUAUUACUUUUAAUCUUCAACUCAUUUCUUUUCUAUUCUGUUUUCUUUCUAAACGAAGAACAAAUACCGUUAUCUUCACCGUUAGAUAAACCUUGUCAAGGUCAAUUUGAGAAAGCUGAAUGUAAAAAUAAUUAUAUAAUUUGAUUGUGUUUCUGCAGAAAUAUCGAUGCUAAUUGAUCGAUCAUGAAUGGCAAUCUUACAACAGUACGUAUCGUACGUGUAUGUGUAUAUACGUAUGAGUGAAGUAGCCAAAAGUUAUAUAGAGAAAGCUAAGAGACUACUACCAAGUAUACUAUGUGAUAAACAAUGCACUUGGAAUGUGUCUCGACUAUACUUAAUUUAUGUUACGUAGUUGACACUUGCAUUUGUAUUUAUCUACGAAGUAACAGUUGCUGUAGCACUCGCGGGUGAAUAUCAAUGCAAGUUUGUUAUACUCCAAGUAGUAUUUCAUCUUGUUAACUGUUAGCAGUAUACACAGCUAAGAUCCUCCUUUUUUUUCUUUGCAAAAACCUAACAACUGUGCUUUAUGCAUUACAAAAUAUUUAGUCUUGUAUUAAUUAUAAUUUACGUAGUAUUAGGGGAAGUUCGAGGGACUUAUUUUUUUUAGUUUUCACAAAAUCUUGCAAAAUUAUUGGAUUCGAUAGUAUUGGAAAAUAUAUCGGAAUGGACAGUCUCUGUGCCAAAAAGAAAAUAGUUUGCAGAAGAGCGAUUUAGUUACUUUCUUGUUUUAGUAUUUUUUUUUCAGGGAACAAAACAAGUAUGUAUGAUUUCCUAAUAAUAAUCAAUUACUAUUGUUAUUAAAUAUUAUUUUAUAAUUAUUUAAGUAAAUGGCUUAGGUAUAAUUUUCAAAACUUACAUUUGCACAGUUGAAUACAUUUCGAUAUAAGAAAACUUAUUACGGAUUAGUCCACAUUUUUACAUAGGGAUCUUGUACAUUGUGACGAUCAAUUACUGCCAAAGUAUUUUUUACAAGGUGAAAAUAAGAACUUUAGUAUUAUUUCACAGUAAUGCAUUUUUAUUUAGUCACAGUCAAUUAAAAUUAUUUCAGCUCCUAAAAGAUAUUUGUAUGUAGGGCGCUAGGCAAUAUAUAUAAUAUAUAUAAUUGUGUAUGUAUAUGUAUAUACAUAUAAAUACAUAAUUAUCUAUCGGUUAAGAAGGUAAUAGUACAAUUGUGUCGUAAGGGUAUUCCUUAGAACAAAAAUUAUAGAAAACUGUUGUCUGCGAUCUAGUCUGUUACGAAAUGUACAGAUUUUAUACAUAUAAAGAAUAGGACUAUUGUUAAUACUCUUGAAGUAACCCGUCUAUAUGCUAUUCCUUUAUUAGACUACUAAAUUGCUCUUGUGUAAUUUUCUGAACAGCAUCCUUAUUUGCUUUUAGCAUGAAUUUUUCAGUCAUUCUCUUGACCUCCUUUCCAUCUAUUACUUCUAAUCUCGUGAACAAGAAAGUUAUUUGUUUAACCCUACAUUACUCGCGGAGUGAUUUUCAAUGUAAUUACCAGCGUGGGUAGAUAUUCAUAGUUCGUUCUUAUUUUAAGAUCAUCUUGAGUACCGGCUUAAAAUCGCCGAUAACGGCUCUGUGAUUGGUUUACAACACAUUAAGAUUAUACUUAAAGACUAUACUUAUCUUAAAUAUAAUAAGAACAGACUGAACACUGCCCGUGCAGUGUACUUCACCCAACAUUAUAUUCCACGAGAUUGUUACAUUCCAAUAUUAUAUGUUGGUUUUUAUUGUCCUCUUCGAUUUGCAAUUAAAUAAAGAUUGGUAACAUUCUAUAUACCUUUUAGAUAAAGAAAAGUACAAAAUUUUCUCUGUGUAAAACAAUUGUGUGCAACAUUUAGUGGUUAUGCUCUGUAAAUUUAAUGAAUUUUAUACCUCAUAGGAUUAACUAAGAAUUUAAGCUUUAAUGUAGACGAAUAGGAAGAUUUUUUAUUACGAUAUGCAUAUUCUCACAUUGAAAAUAAUAGAUCGAGUGAUAUUUUUUUUUAGUUUGAAUUGGAAAUAAAAUAAAAUCAAUUACAAUUUGUUUUACUAUUAGCUACAUGAGGCAUGAUGUGUUUACGUAUUGUUUAAUUUGCCGUACAAAUUUUAAAUUUAUACAUGUAUUCGCACAUAAAGUUUGUAUUUCCGACAUGUGUUUCUAAAGACUGACUAGCCUCGGCCUGAGAACAUUGAACAAUAAAACUGAAUGAAAUAAA
Molecule: messenger RNA, 5284 nt
Organism: Vollenhovia emeryi
Lineage: Eukaryota; Metazoa; Arthropoda; Insecta; Hymenoptera; Formicidae
Gene: AGO3
Product: piwi-like protein 1
Exons: 12
Coding region: 360-3071 (903 amino acids)
Biological process (GO): regulatory ncRNA-mediated gene silencing
Cellular component (GO): P granule
Molecular function (GO): protein binding; piRNA binding
Source: RefSeq, a predicted model, not a curated record